Rhodotorula graminis WP1 is the source of this 3966-nucleotide messenger RNA. RefSeq lists its product as uncharacterized. The record is from RefSeq and is a predicted model, not a curated record. The coding region runs from base 1 to 3966 and encodes 1321 amino acids. The transcript has 4 exons. Lineage: Eukaryota; Fungi; Basidiomycota; Microbotryomycetes; Sporidiobolales; Sporidiobolaceae.
AUGAGCCUGCCCGUGCACACUGGGCCGGCCCAGGGUGCGCGCCUGCGCCGCGCGUCGUCGCACCGCCCGCCAGCGCUCCCUCUCGCCAACACCUCGCCUCGCCUCGACAUCACCAGCCCGAGCGGCUCCACCUCGCCCCACUCGCCAGCCUCCUACUCGCCCAACCCGCACCUCGGCGCACCGCUCUCGCCUGUCGCCGGCGCCCCCAACUACUUCUCGACGCUCCCGCCCUCGCCGCCGCUCGUCAGCAGCGAGUUCGCGCCCGCCCCGUCGCUCAAGCGCUCCGGCAGCGCAGGAGCGUACCCGACACCGCCCACGACCGCCCCGAACAGCGCACGGCCUCGCGGCGGCUUCGACCUCUUCCACGUCGGCGGCGCUCCACUCGCGGCCCCGAUGCAGCGGCAAGCGUCGAGCGGGUCGUCGAUCCUCCUCGGCGAGGACCUGCACCCAGGCGCCGACUCGACGGCCAAGCGUCGCCCGUCCCUCAUCCUCACGUCGGCCACCGAGGAGCCGCACGGCCUCGCCAUCGGCAUCGACACGGGCGACGGCAGGCUCCCGUCGCCCCUCCUCGGCAACUCGUUCUCGACCUCGCCGCUCAACUCGCCCGCCCAGCCGUACUUUUCGACGAGCCCGGUCAACUCGCCUACCCUCGGCGGCUUUCCGAGCCCGUAUCUCGCGGCGAGCCCGACGUUCGGCACCGCCUCGACCUCGAUGGAGCGCGCGCCGUCCUCGCCUCGACUUUCCUCCUUCACCGACCCGCUCGGCCGCCUCGCGACGGGCCUCGUCCGCCGCACCUCGUCCAACUCGCUCAACACGGACCUCCCGACGUCGGUCAAGCCCCCGCCUUCGCCAACCCUGUCCGCGCCGUCCCUCAGCCCUUCCUUCGGCACGAGCGCGGGCGGGCCCAUCCGCCGCACCAGUUUCGCCUCGGCGGCGCGCGAGAAGGAGAAGGAGAUCCAGCAGGCCGAGGUCAAGAAGCGCACCGACAAGUUCAAGCACUCGCGCAUGUUCAGCUGGGCGGCGAGGCCCAGCGACCCCAAGUCGGCGUCGAGGGCCGCGCAGCGCAAGCCGCAGACGGGCGCGAGCAACGGCUGGCGCAAGCGCACGCUCGCGCUCUUUGCGCUCGUCGUCGUCGGCAUCCUCUACCUCGCGCUCGGCCGUCGGUCCACCUCGUCGCCGCCGCCGGUCGGUCGCCGAACGAGGGCGGCGGUCGGACGGGUCCCGGUCGGCGGUCGGCUCCUUCGUCGACCCGAGACGGGCCGUCAGUUCAUCCACCCGGCCGUCACCAACCGCGACGGCAAGAAGGCGUCGGCUUCGUCCGGCAGCUGGGUCGCGGCGCCGGUCCGUGCGGCGCAGCGCCUGUUCGGCGGCGGCGGGUCGGACAACACGGCGGCCGUCGCUCGCGCCCGGUCGGGCGAGAUGCGCCAGAACGGGCGUGCGCAGGAGCGCUCGACGGCGGCGCCGGCGGCCGCCACCGACAAGGACGUCAAGCGCCGCAACGUCUUUGUCGCUCGCCCGCACGUCGAGUUCAUCGACCACGAAGCGCUCCCGCCACCGAUCGAGCACAACGACCGCCCCGAGCGCGACACGCUCGUCCUGUACCGCAUCCUCGGCAACGACCUCCCUCCCCGACACUCGCCCGGCCAGACGCUGCGCAACCUGCGCUUCCUCCUCCAGCACGAGUCCGACUUUUCGGUCCUGCCGCCUCUCGGCCCGCACGGGCUCCACCACUCGCACCUGUACGGCUCGGGCAACAAGGCCAAGGAGGCGCACACGCAGAUGGGCGGCCUGCGCGUUGACAAGUACUUCGUCCUCAACCGCAUCGCCGACCCCGAGAUGGUGAGCGCCAUCAUCGGCCUCCUGCACCUGUACUCGGUCCCGGACUCGCGCAUCCUCGUCGUCCCGUUCGAUUGGAGCGAGUACCAGCGCCGCGAGUUCCGGUGGGACGGCGGCGUCGACAUGGCGCGAGGGUGGGGCCUCGGCGACGGCUCGGGCGACACGAGCGGGCUCCCGCAGAAGCUGUACCGCGCCGACCCGGAGGAGCUCGCAGCGCUCCUCGAGGAGGCCGACGGCGACGAGGCCCGUGCGCGCGAGGCGCUCCAGCUCCGUCGCCGCAAGGCCGAGACGCUCGGUCGCCUGCGGGCGCUCGACUUUGUCUACCACGAGAAGAACCUGUACGCGAUGAACAACAACGGCGGCCGCAACUUUGCGCUCCAGCACGGUCGCUCGCUCCCGAACGCGCGGUGGAUCCUCCCGCUCGACGGCAACUCGUUCUUCACGCCCGCCGCCAUGUACUCGAUCGUCCGCACCCUGUCCAUCGCCGGCGAGGGUCCGGCGGCGUCUCGCUACGUCAUCAUCCCCAUGGCCCGCCUCCUCGACAACGAGGACGUGCGCAAGAACAACACGGUCGCACUCGUGCCGCUCGGCGUCGAGGAGUCGGCGUCCGCCAUCGCCGACGCCGAGGUCCACCACCGCCCGGCGGCGGCGCCCAUCACGCCCGAGGAGCCGCAGGUCGGCUUCCGGUACGACUCGACCGAGUCGUUCCAGGAGGCGAUGCGCUACGGGCGCCGCAGCAAGCUCGAGCUCCUGUGGCGCCUCGGCGCCAUCCCGUACUCGCGCGGGCUCGACCGCCGCACGCUCCCGUGGGAGGUGACGGACCGCGCCCACAUCACGCCCAAGACGUGGGGCUCGAUCCCGGGCGUCGAGGGCGCCGCGACCCGCGACUCGGUCAUCCACGCGCCGCACGGCGAGGUCGACCCGUGGGGCGAGCCCAACCCGGAACGCGGCGACCUCGCGUACGUCAAGGCCGGGUGGGUCUACCGCCUGUUCGCCGGGUACAAGAUGCAGGAGGAGCACAGCACCGAGGCGGCGACGCUGCGCAACACGAACCGCAUCCGCGGCAUCGUCGCCUUCCUCGAGCACCUCGACGAGCUCGUCGCCCGAGGCGAGCACGGCUGCUUCGGCGAGGAGAACCCGUUCCACUGCGGCUUCCACGUCGACCGCCUGUGGAACUGGGACAUGUUCGACGUCGACCGCCUGCGCCAGAAGUACCGCCUGCACCGCCGCGACGCGCUCGAGAAGGUCGACCGGUACGAGGCGCUCAUCCAGCCGACGCUGCGCGACGUCGCACACGCGCUCAAGGACCCGCAGGCGAUGCGCGACCUGCACGCGCAGAAGGCGGCGACGGCGUCGAUGCUGCUCGCCAUGGCGGGCUACCUCACGGGCAACUCGACCUACUCGAACGCGGCGAGCGACUUCCUGAGCGAGCGGUUCGUGCGCCGCACGCCCCACUUCUACCUGCGCGUCGACCAGCACGAGCAGUUCCUGCGGCAGCAAGACGACGAGGGCGCCAACCUGGCCGACAGCGAGCGCGACAUCAUCGGCUACGCCUUCCCGCCGUUCCCCAAGGACCAGGCGGCGACGUGGAGCGCGAGCCUCGCCGGCAAACUGUCCGAGCCCGGCGCUCCUCCUUUGCCGUUUGACGCCCUCAAGUUUGACCCGCUCGUCCUCCUCGACGCCGUCCGCCUCCUGUCGCACCCGAGCGGCCCCAAGCUCGCCAACCCGGCGCAAGUGUCGCGCAAGGCGUUCCAGCCGCUCGUCAACUCGCACCUGUCGUACCUCCUCUUUGCGCCGUCGGCGCUCGCCCUGUCGGCCGACCCGCCCGACGCCGAGACGGGCGCGAUGUACGACGCGCGCGUCGCGGCGCUCGCCGCCUUCCUCGACGACGUGCAGCUCGUCGGGCGCGUCGCGAACCGGGCCCGGCUGCGGCUCCCGAGGGGCAUGCGCGCCGAGGGCCUCAUGGACAACGACCGCACCGUCCAGGAGACGCACUGGAGGCUGCUGCAGGGCCUGCGCAACCUCAAGAUGCGGCCAUGGAGCUUGGCGGGCAAGGUCGAGGACGAGGAGGCGCUGUGGGCCAUGCAUCACGGUGGCGGCGAGACGCCGCUCGCCGUGCUCGGGCUCUAG